AUGCCUCUCGGUUCUUCCAAUAGCUGCACGGUAAGCCGCCCAGGAGGGCGGGAGGAGGAGGACGCCAAGAAGAAAGACUGGCUGGAGUUAGCCUGGUUCGCCAUGAAGCGGCCGCGCAAGCGCGGAAGAUUCGACAAGCCCGUCGCUAUGGAACCGGACGGGACCUACGAGCCGGGCUUCGUGGGUAUUCGAUUCUGCCAGGAAUGUAAUAACAUGCUGUACCCCAAGGAGGACAAGGAGAACCGCAUUCUGCUGUACGCGUGCCGCAAUUGCGAUUACCAGCAGGAAGCUGACAACAGCUGCAUCUACGUCAACAAAAUCACGCACGAAGUGGACGAGCUGACCCAGAUCAUCGCAGACGUGUCGCAGGACCCCACGCUACCUCGGACGGAGGACCACCCUUGCCAGAAGUGUGGCCACAAGGAGGCAGUGUUCUUCCAGUCCCACAGUGCCCGAGCUGAGGACGCCAUGCGCCUCUACUACGUAUGCACCGCCCCACACUGCGGCCACCGCUGGACUGAAUGA
Chionomys nivalis (European snow vole) is the source of this 525-nucleotide messenger RNA. RefSeq names its product DNA-directed RNA polymerase II subunit RPB9-like. Gene Ontology annotation, biological process: DNA-templated transcription; transcription initiation at RNA polymerase II promoter; maintenance of transcriptional fidelity during transcription elongation by RNA polymerase II. Gene Ontology annotation, molecular function: nucleic acid binding; zinc ion binding; DNA-directed RNA polymerase activity. The record is from RefSeq and is a predicted model, not a curated record. The coding region runs from base 1 to 525 and encodes 174 amino acids. NCBI's taxonomy places the organism in Eukaryota, Metazoa, Chordata, Mammalia, Rodentia, Cricetidae. Gene Ontology annotation, cellular component: RNA polymerase II, core complex. The transcript is spliced from 7 exons.